AUGGAUCACGAAACCGAAUUAAUCGAGAGCAUCUCAGCGUUUGUGGACAACCAUCCUCAGUACUCAUUUGACGCUGUUUAUGAAUAUUUAAGUGGAAUGGAUAAUUGGAGGGAGGAACUGGCGUCGCUCGGUGCUAGAAAUUCGCCCGAACGCCCGAUACAGCCCCCAGUUGGAAAUGCCCCUGGGCCGUCUACAGGCUCACCAGAUGCUCGGAAUCCAGAUCCGCCUGUUUCUGCGGUACAACAGAGACCUGGAAGACGGGGCAGGAAACGACUUCCAACCAAUUCCAUAGAGAAUGUCACCACAGCAGUGGACGAACCUGAUGCUCAACAACAGCAGCAGAAGACGCCGAAUGAUGUAUGA
This is a messenger RNA of Gongylonema pulchrum, 363 nucleotides long. The record is from the annotation of a GenBank genome assembly. NCBI's taxonomy places the organism in Eukaryota, Metazoa, Nematoda, Chromadorea, Rhabditida, Gongylonematidae.